UUACAAAACUUAAUAGGUAGUGGAAUUUAACGAUCACUCCGAGGCAAGAAAAUUAAAAUAAAAGAAAAUAAAUUUUGUUUACGUUUACGUUCUGUUUAAAAAAAUUACUUUACUACAAAAAUGUUCAAAUUCUAUCUACUAUUUGCACUCGCUGCUUCUACAUAUGCAUAUGUUCGGUACGUCGAACUACCUGAGGGACAUGCAAUACAAGGGACAAACUCUUCUGGAUUAAUUAUAAGACUAAAAAGUACCUAUCUCGAAGUUGAAUGGUUAGAAGACUUUGGUUAUGAAAAUUCAUUGAAAGUUUAUUUCAAUUACAUUUUUGAAGAAACUGGCGAACGUGAAAUUGUUGAACUUCAAAACUUGUGCGGUAAAUACAAGGAAGGCUCUAUAGCCGAUUCCCUUAAGAACUUUAUUUUGGCUAAACUGGGAAACACCAAUAAAUGUCCAAUAAAAAAGGGUACAGUAAACGUCACAUUUCCAGUGAUAUUUACCUAUAAUACAACAUCAAAAGGUUGUGGACCUGCUUUUGGAUUCUACAAUAUUUUCCGAAAUAAUAAAACAGAUUCUAAAAGAACACCUUUACAAAUGGGUUUAACAUUUAGAGGUGUCGUAUACGGCAAAGACUGUUGAUCAUAAAAUUGAUAGACAAUAAAUAAAUUAUUGUACAACACCAUUUUUUAAUUACUUUCAUGAAUUUUGUGACAAAUAUGUUUCAUAAUUUACAUUCGAAAUUUAAAUUCUUUUUGAUAAAAGUAUUUUUCUAUUCAAGCUUAUUUAUUUUUAGGACUUUAGAAUUUUUCACUAGAAGCUUAAAGCGAAUUCAGUGAAAUAUCUUGUUACGCUAUCAC
Leptopilina heterotoma is the source of this 851-nucleotide messenger RNA. RefSeq lists its product as uncharacterized. NCBI's taxonomy places the organism in Eukaryota, Metazoa, Arthropoda, Insecta, Hymenoptera, Figitidae. The transcript is spliced from 4 exons. The record is from RefSeq and is a predicted model, not a curated record. Bases 121 to 633 code for a protein of 170 amino acids.